This is a messenger RNA of Morchella importuna, 2535 nucleotides long. RefSeq lists its product as uncharacterized. The record is from RefSeq and is a predicted model, not a curated record. The transcript has 5 exons. Lineage: Eukaryota; Fungi; Ascomycota; Pezizomycetes; Pezizales; Morchellaceae. The coding region runs from base 1 to 2535 and encodes 844 amino acids. Gene Ontology annotation, molecular function: protein binding.
AUGGCUGAUUCAUAUGCGGCUCUCCUGGGGGUGGGAUCUCCUACUGCCGCAGCGCUGGCGGCGGAGUCUGGAAGACGUCGACCUUCAUUACAACAGGGCCCUACGAUACCCCCAACUAGAACCACCAACAAUGCAGGAAGCAGCUCGAAGUCCAGAAAUCGGUCUUCCUCUGCUACUGCAGCUGGAACGAGCUACCUACGCAACACAACAACUCCGACACUCAACUCAUCACCUUCGAUGGCCACGAUAGCGUCGACAAGUUCUACGAGCAGCAGCUAUAGAGGGGGAUUGUCGAGGCGGGACUCAGUUACAGACGUGGCUCGGAUCUUCCCGCAGCCACCAACGGGAGUGGGUGUGACGAGGGAAAAUCCUAUUGGAGACUCGCCGACAGCUUCACCAGAACCCAUCAAAACAAUGGCCAGCAGAAAGAUAAUGUCGACAGAACAAUUGAGAGAGGAUGACGAGUAUCACGGUGGAUUUGACAUGGAAGAUUGGGAUACCUCUAGCUUCGAGGAUGGGAAUCUUGCUGCACAAAAAGCUGCUGCAGACGUUGGAAUGAGGAGGAUGACUACAGGCAUCACGCGGAAGAUAUCAGACUCGAAAAGAAUUCGGCCACCAUCACCUAGUGAUGCCGAAGAGGAAGUUGGAGGAAGUAACUCGUUAGCCGAAGCUUUUGAUGAUAAGGGUUCGCUAGGGAAACAGAGGGACCAACUAGUGAUCCCCCCAGGAUCUGUGGGGAGCGAUAAGCGGGAAUUUACAACAUCAGCUUCUGCUUCAACAAUACAGGGAUACACAUCCUCCUCUGAUGAGGAAUCGGCUGCAUCCUCAGUCAGAUCUCACAGGUCUAUAGGAUCCAGAUCCCGUAGUUCAACAUCUGGGGCGUCAUCCAAAGCUGGCCUGCCCCAGAACAUGUCAUUUACUCAUUCGAAAAAGCGAGGGUCUAAAUCACACAAUGCGCCCCCACCAUUAAAUCUAGAGGCGCAAACCGACGAUCGGGCAUCGGGUUCGAGUACGUCUGCGGUAUUCAUGCUUGACAGCAGACGGCCCACUUCAAGGCCACCGACUGCCCCACCUGCUCGGUCAGCCACCGCUUCUCCGUCAAAGUCGAUCAACGCGUCGAUCAGACAUAAGCAGAGUGGUGGGCUUGAGGUACCUGGAAUAAUCACAAGUCCUGGAUCACCAGGAUCACGAUUGUCAUCAUUGGCUAGUUCUGCUGCCACUCAGGGGCCUAAAUCUCGAUCAAUAUCUGCAACGGCCUUAAACUUAAUCUCACGCUCUGAUAGUAGCUCUUCAACUGCCACAACACCCCACACAGCAAGGCUGAAUCCUGCCACAUCUACAACACCCGCAGGCCGGACUCAAAAGUAUCUUACCCAAAGAGACCGACAGGGAUCGUCAAAGGUUUCAUUGUCCUCCUAUGCAGCGCAGGCAGCCAAGAGCAAGGCUAAGGGGCAACCAAUACUCGAACCCCCAUUACCAGAUCCAAAAAAUGCACCAUCAGUGGCGCCAGCACCCGCCAGUGGUAUGUAUUGGUACAAGGCCGUGACUCACGGGCGAGAGAAUGUACCCGUUAGAGCUCACACUUGCACACUUGUGAAUAAUAAUAUUUAUGUUUUUGGGGGCUGUGAUGUCGGAACAUGUUUCAACGAUUUGCACGUCUUUGACGCAGAUUCAAUGUCAUGGUCCAAACCAAUUGUUUCUGGGGAUAUUCCACCGCCUCUCCGGGCAAUGACGUGCACUGCUGUCGGAAGAAAGCUCGUGAUAUUCGGAGGUGGUGACGGGCCAACGUAUUACAACGAUAUAUAUGUUUUUGAUACUAUUACAAACAAAUACACACGUCCAAAACUUCGUGAGGGAACAGCAGUACCCUCAAUGAGAAGGGCCCACACGGCUUGUUUGUACCGAUAUGGAAUUUACGUAUUCGGCGGUGGGGAUGGUGUCAAGGCAUUGAAUGAUGUAUGGAGGCUUGAUGUAUCGGAUCUCAGCAAGCCAUCAUGGCGAAGCAUCUCACCAUCCCAGCCGCUAUCGCGCGUUGGGUCAUCAUCGACAUCAUUGGUAGACCAUCCGGAUCGCCAGGCAAGGCCAACGGCCCGAGGUUAUCACACCGCCAACAUGGUUGGCUCAAAGCUCAUCGUCUAUGGCGGGAGCGAUGGAGACGAAUGCUUCAGUGAUGUCUGGGUAUUCGAUGUAGAAACAAGCAUAUGGCGCAAUGUUGGUAUUCCACUCAGCUUCCCCAGGCUGAGCCAUACCGCCACGAUUGUUGGCAGUUAUCUGUUUGUUGUCGGCGGACAUGACGGUGUCGAGUACUCGAGCGAGGUUCUGCUGCUUAAUCUUGUGACUAUGCAGUGGGAUAAGAGAAAGGUCUAUGGACAGCCGCCAACUGGUAGAGGCUACCAUGGCACAGUUUUGAACGAUUCAAGACUAUUCGUGAUUGGUGGUUUUGAUGGACAUGAUGUGUUCAAUGACACUUAUAUCCUCGAGCUUGCCGUUAGCAGUUAUUACUCGCAAAUCUCGCACUUUUCCAUCGAGGUAUGA